Messenger RNA from Patiria miniata (bat star), 1584 nucleotides. RefSeq names its product protein trapped in endoderm-1-like. Gene Ontology annotation, cellular component: membrane. Lineage: Eukaryota; Metazoa; Echinodermata; Asteroidea; Valvatida; Asterinidae. The coding region runs from base 415 to 1482 and encodes 355 amino acids. The transcript has a single exon. Gene Ontology annotation, molecular function: G protein-coupled receptor activity. Gene Ontology annotation, biological process: G protein-coupled receptor signaling pathway. The record is from RefSeq and is a predicted model, not a curated record.
UUCUUUGCCACACGCUACACAAACAGGACCGCUGCAAGAGUGAGAGUGGAUACAUAAACGGACUGUUCUUGUGGAUACUCGACGGUGCAACUAGACAACAUGAGACGAGGGACAUUUUUCUGAUUAUUGCUCACGUGUAGUGACGGUGGCACGGCAAGUUCCACAGCGUUCCACAGCGUUCGACAUCUUUUGCAUUUUGGCAGGAGGAAUCGGUGAAAUCGACACCGCAGACGUUUCGGCGGCUGGGUAAGAUCGAUCAUGCGAUUUUCACGAUUCUGAAAUAUAUCAAUCUGGAUCGGUAGAUGUUCUAAGUAGCAAUGCACUUCAAUCUAACUGCAUAAGGGAAAAUAAACAGGAAACGCGACAACAAUUUUAUAUCUUGAGACACAAAGGCGGCUUUAUUUGACGUGAAAGAUGGAAACGUCAAGUGUUGUGACCGGCACGAGUGAAAGUUUGAAUCAGACGUUAUUUGAUGUCGGCGAUCAUGACGUGUUUGACUCGCCUAGGAAGUACUCAUCCGCGGUGCAAUACACAACCCUGGUGAUUGGAAUACCAGUGGACAUACUCGGCUUUUUUGGUAACCUUAUGACUAUCGUUGUGGUGUCCAAAACACCGGUGCUACGGACACCCACCAAUUUGUUCAUCAUUAGUCUGAGCGUGUCGGACCUGAUGUACUGCUGCAUCGUGCUGCCUGUACUCCUGACGACUUUCUACAGUAAUGCCUGGAUCUUCGGAUCGGCAUUUUGCCAGGUCCACCCCCUGUUCAUGUUCACGUUCGUCGGUUCGACCAUCAUGUCCCUCGCCGGUACUGCCUUCGGUCGGUACCUCAAGAUCACCCAGUCCCCGCUGUACGGGAAACUGUUCACCAUCAAGCGCCGUGCGGCCGGUAUGAUACUCCUCUGCUGGCUCUUACCCUUCAUCUUCCUCCUCCCUCCCAUCACAGGGUUAUGGGGACGCCUGGGCUACGAGCCCAAGACGCUGACAUGUACCUUCCUGCGCGGGGGGAGUAACUCCAGCUACUCCAUGUUCUUCAUGAUCUCCGCGCUGAUAUUACCGACUUUCUCGAUAACUUUCUGCUACUUCCGUAUCCUGCAGACGGUCUGUGUGAACCACAAGCGGGUCCGGAAGAUGCGCGUCGAACCGGGGGAUGAGAUAUCUGCCUCGACAGAGACUGGUACCUCAGGGGCGACAAAAAGGCAACAGAGAAAGGCCUACCGGGAGGACAUCCAGUACACCAAAAUGAUGCUUUGUAUUUUCUUGGUCUUCAUCGCCUGCUACGUGCCCUACAUGAUGGCAACCCUAGUGGACCCGCAGGUCAAUAACAUGACCUUCCAUUUCUGCUGCGGGAUGUGCGUCUGGUUCAGUAGUUGUCUCAACCCCAUCGUCUAUGUCGUUAUGAACAGACACUUCAGGCAGGCUUGCGCUAGGUUCCUACCGACCACCAUGCGAGGUCGCGAAGUCACAGAAAUUGUUGGCUUGUGAGAUGGGAAAAAAAGUUCUACACUUGAGGGUCAAGGUUUGCCCUUUAUGUAUAGACCAAUCCUGGCGCGCUAUCAAUUCUAUCACGAAGGCCCCCAUGAAUGG